Messenger RNA from Arxiozyma heterogenica, 954 nucleotides. It is a transcript of the gene FMP42, whose product is annotated as Fmp42p. Bases 1 to 954 code for a protein of 317 amino acids. Gene Ontology annotation, cellular component: fungal-type vacuole membrane. The transcript has a single exon. NCBI's taxonomy places the organism in Eukaryota, Fungi, Ascomycota, Saccharomycetes, Saccharomycetales, Saccharomycetaceae. The record is from RefSeq and is a predicted model, not a curated record.
AUGACAAGAAACAAAAGAAUGUCUAAUUCUUCUCUAAAAUUAUUACAAAUAACAUGUGCCACAAUAUGGUGCCUUUUUUCUUCUGGAAUAAUUUUUGGAUUUGCAGCCUUUAAGACUAUAUUAGUAAAAGAUGGUGUCUGCUCAGAUUAUUGUCUAUCCAAUUUAACACAACAUAACGAUGUAUGUAUUGAACAAGAUUUGAAACUCAAUGACAUGUUUGUAAUCAGUGUUGCUAUAACAAAUCUUAUAGCUUUCCCAGUUGGCUUUAUUCUAGAUAAAAAGGGACCAAGAGUCUGUGGGAUUAUAGGUUCCAUCUUACUAGCAUUGGGAUCUACGUUUUUUAUUAUGGCCAGACAAUGGUAUCCCAUUAUUGAUUGCUAUAUACUGGGAUAUGUAUUUCUUGCGAUGGGAGGUCCCUUCGUAUUCAUAUCAUGUUUCCAAUUGGCAAAUAGUUUCCCUAAAAGAUCAGGGGCUAUUUUAGGUUUAUUAACUGGUUGUUUCAACACAUCCUCUGUAUUAUUUUGGUUAUAUAAGAUUAUUUAUCAAAUGGUGAUAAUAGGGUUAUCAUUAAAAAAUUUUUUUAUUAUUUAUAUGGCAAUCCCUGCAUUUAUCUUAUUCUGUCAAUGUACAUUCAUGCCUCAAAAAACAUAUAAAAAUACUGGAGCCGUUGCAAAACUUACAGAAGAAGGUUUAGAUAAGAAUGGACAAUUAUCUGAAGGUGAUGAUGGCUGGAAUAUUACAUCAAGUAAUCUUGAAAGAAUGUCUUUAUUAAAUAAAAACGAAAUACAAAGACAUUCUUGCAAUUAUAAAACCAAUAGCACCGGAACCAACUCUUUUUCAAGAUCUAAGUCUAUACUAGAGACAUACGUAGAGAACAAAUUGAAGAGAAAAAGUGGAGGUGUAUUUGGUAUAUUACAUGAAAAAGAUAUGUGGACCCAAUUAAGGAGUCCAUGA